Racocetra persica is the source of this 478-nucleotide messenger RNA. NCBI's taxonomy places the organism in Eukaryota, Fungi, Glomeromycota, Glomeromycetes, Diversisporales, Gigasporaceae. The record is from the annotation of a GenBank genome assembly.
UCCUUUUCGUUUUAUUCUGGCCAAGUCUAAUAGAAUGUAUGAUACUGAUGGUGAUUCGGCCACGAUCGUAUCUGAAGAUGCACCUGGUGAAAGUUCGCAAGAAAAUGUGAACCGUGAUUUAAAUCAUGCUUACGAAGAAAUUUUUGGUGGUGAAUUAUCUGAUGUUGAUACGUGUUCUGUAUGUGAUCAAUUUGAUAUCGAGAUUACUUCAUCUUUUCCUUCAAUCGAUGUAAGUGAUCUCUUUGGAUUUAAAACCAUCAACGAAUCGGUCAUCAGAGCUCUAUAUUAUAAACUUCGUGAAUACCGUCUUUACGAAACGAUGGCGAUAUUGAUCAAGCAUAAUAAAUUGAAAUUUGAGAAAUAUGAAAUACCUAUAGUCGUUCAGGAUAUGAUCAAACGCGGUGGUGUUAAAGAUUUGAAACAUGUUAGACAGGUCUUUCAUAAAGAAGUAGAACAAAGACAAAAAUGGGCUAAAUGA